UAUAUAUGUAGUUUCUGUUCGUGAAACAGUCUCUAAUAUUUCCAUAUAAAWUUUUAAAAAUGUAUUGCAUGUCAUUUCUCCUCUAACUGAUAACUUCAUAAGUGUCAUGUUCUUGCAAUGCUUGUGACAUGCGCGUUUCAUCAUGCUAUUUUACUCACAAAACACAUUUGCAUGGAAAACAUUGCUUAUGUGGACAUAUCGCUCUAUUAGGUGAACGACCUUUCGGCUGGUCGGCUGUAUAAUGUCCACUUUUAGUUUGACAAACAUUCCAGUCCAUUUGAUUUGAUAAACCACUAUAGUCCCUGUCACACUGCAGUCUCAUCUGUCAAACAAACGGCACCGCRUCACUGAAUAGCGUGAUUCURURUAAGUAAAUAAUACUCGUUUACGUGAUCCACUGACUUAGGAUAACCUUGGUAACUUACUACAUACGUUAUUUGCACAACAAUGGCUUCAAAUCGCGAAGAMGUUAGCAUUCCCSUGGCAGAUCAUCCAGAUAAAGCUACKAUCACCCUCAAAAGAUCMUUAGGCAUUCCUAGUGGAAUAGCUCUCCUUGUUGGCACCAUCAUUGGAUCAGGAAUCUUUGCUACUCCAAAAUGGGUUUUGAUCUAUUCAGGAUCUGUUGGUCUGUGUCUCGUCGUCUGGAUUCUAGGAGGUUUUAUAAGUCUUCUCGGUGCUUUAUGUUACAUCGAGCUCGGAUUAUUGAUCCCCAAAUCUGGAGGUGAAUAUGUAUAUUGGAAGGAGUCGUUUGGUCCUCUGUUAGCGUUUUUGUUCGCAUGGGCUGUAAUUGUUCUCAGAUGCCUAGGCAACGCAAUUCUGGURCUCAUAUUUGCUUCUUACGUCAUUGAGCCCUUUUUCCCGGGUUGUUCAGCUAGGGAAGACUUGAUACCUUUGCAGAAAAUAACUGCUGUGUCUGCCGUGGGUGUAAUCUCGCUGGUCAACUGCUUCAGUGUUAAAUGGGCGAGUMGAGUACAGAUUAUAUUUACUGUUGCCAAGAUGAUUGCCAUUGUCAUGCUUAUUUUGACUGGUCUCGUCAGGAUUACCCAAGGACAUGUUUCAAGUUUCAAGGAUCCUUUCAAAGGAACAAACCCGAAGGUUGAAAUGAUAGGAUUUGCUUUUUACAACGCGCUCUUUUCGUAUGAUGGAUGGAAUAAUAUUAAUUAUGUCAUCGAAGAAUUCAAAAAUCCCAAAAGAAACUUCCCGAUUGCCUUAUUGAUAGCAAUAUCCAUGGUAACAAUCUCUUAUGUUCUUGUCAACGUUGGAUUUCUCACKGUCCUCAGUCCUGAAGAAGUGAUGAACUCUAAUGCUGUAGCAGUGACAAUGGCUAAUCGCCUGUACGGUGUCAUGGCAUGGAUUAUCCCGUUYCUGGUCUCCUGUUCUGUUUUUGGCUCAGUGAAUGGUUCUGUAUUUUCUGGUGGUCGUUUGGUGUUCGCCGCUGCAAGAGAAGGACAUUUGCCUAAAAUUCUGGCCAUGAUACAUACCGACCAACGUACCCCCAUACCUGCGAUUAUUUGGACUUUUGUAGUAACUGUCAUCUUCGUGAUCCCAAAGAUGGCAACGAUUGGUAGUUUAGUGACUGCAUUYAGUACUUUGGUGUGGUUCAACUAUGGCGUAACGCUAUCUGGUCUUUUAUGGAUGAGAUACAAAAAGAAAAACGCCCAUAGACCAUAUAAGGUUUUCAUAGGAUUUCCCUGUUUGCUGAUACUUCUUUCAAUAUACCUGGUGGUAGCGUCGUUCUUUGGUGCUCCUAUAGGAUCCAUCCUCGUAUUUGGUUAUAUAUUAAUUGGAAUACCUGUGUACUUUGUAUUUAUACRCUACAAACUUGUACCAACUGGUUAUAUUGAUAAGAUGACAUUGUGGCUUCAGAAUCUUCUUAAUGUUGCUUUUCCAAAAUCUGAAUCRGAUUUGAUGUGAUGCCAGGUAUUAUCUAGGUGUAUCUACAUAUACAACCAACGUUUGAAUAGUCAAGCAUUUCCACACUCCUGGAGGACUCUGACAAGUGCUUCCGACUGUUUGUAAACGCUCAUACAAGAGGAAAUAAACUUCUCCUUGAGACUUUGGUCUAAAUAACAAACGAGAAUACCUCUCUAGACUAGUAGUUUAUAGACUUCAGUUGGAGAAGYACCAAUUUGCUCGUUCAUAGAACAUUUUGUCCCAGCAAAAUUACGCAGAAAACUCUUACCACUGUUGUAUAAUUUCUUUGAUAUUUAUCCCUCUAUAAGGAUUUAUUCCAUGUAUCUGGUGAAUAAGGCUUCCGUCCAUCAAUUCUAGUGUUCAAUAUACCUUUAGGUUAUAAACUUUUAGGUCAUAUACCGUAUGCGCAAUGCAUUGUUGGAUAUGUUUUGGGCAAAACAUGGUUGAUUUUGUUUGUUUUUUCUAGAAACUGAUCUCACAAUUCUCAGUUACAAGUCAAGUAGUCGUAAAAGCUUGAGAAGUCUAUUUGGAUAUAAGACGUCGCGUUACGCUGUUUUAGUUUGAACUUUGUACAAAUUUAUAUUCAGUUAUACAUGCAAACGCAUAAUUAAUUCAUUAAAAAUCGACCUAACCCAUUACAAACACCUAAUUACCACACAUGAUUGUUCCAACGCAUGCGCAUGCAAGUUCUUCUGAACUCUAACAGAGCGGGAUCAUAGGGUCUGGGACUUUACUAGAAAAUUCAAAAUCACAAACUCCUUUAGGCUUGGUAGAAGUAAUAAGCAUACGCUCCGCACCAAGUCGCAUAAAAAAGAAAAGAAUUCCAAACGAACAAAGUUGCGAAGCGUCCAAUUUCUGUUCUAAGGAACUGUUUAUUAAAUAUGCCUCAGGGUGGCCUGGAGGAAAAGUAAAAAAACCUUGGGAAUAUUCGCAGCCCCCCUUACUCUAUCAUAAUAUUUUUAGUCGAGCACCCCUCCUUCUGACAUUGAGGAAAAAUAGCCACCCCCAUAUAUAUAUAUAGCAAUGUAAAAUAGUCAAUCCUAUAGGCAAAUUUUUUACACACAUAUAUAUGUAAGCAUCAUAUCUCGAACAUUGUUUGUUUAAUAACAUGAAAUUUUAAGUCGCUAUCCUGCGUGUUUGAGUCGUCUUGUAGUUACUACUUGCUGUACAAGUAUAUAAGUAAUUGUACAACGCAGAUAGACAUACUACUUUUUCAAUGGACAUAGACAGUUGACACUCUUGUUGCUGAUCUGCAUGCCAGACCUUGUCAUAGUUGUUUCAAAAGAAAAAGAAAAAGAAAAAAAAAUGAAAAUAUCUUCAAGUUUUUUAGUUAAAAGAUCUAAGGAUUUAGAGACUUUAAAAGUAGUCACAAAGAAAUCAAGUGAAUGCUUAUGUACAUAGACCUCAAUAAAAAAGAAAUUAAAGUUGUUUGUU
Exaiptasia diaphana is the source of this 3348-nucleotide messenger RNA. RefSeq names its product b(0,+)-type amino acid transporter 1. The coding region runs from base 448 to 1914 and encodes 488 amino acids. Gene Ontology annotation, molecular function: L-amino acid transmembrane transporter activity. Gene Ontology annotation, biological process: amino acid transmembrane transport. The record is from RefSeq and is a predicted model, not a curated record. Gene Ontology annotation, cellular component: membrane. Lineage: Eukaryota; Metazoa; Cnidaria; Anthozoa; Actiniaria; Aiptasiidae. The transcript is spliced from 10 exons.